UCAUUAGUAUAUUUAGUCCAACAUAAAUACAACAAAAAGCACUACGCGUUAAAACGUCAAAAACCCGAAACAAAAUACACAUAUGAUAAUGAAAUAAAAGUUCUCGAAGACAUAGGCAACAAUCCCUAUAUACCAAAAUUAUAUUAUUACGAUUAUUAAAAUAUAGUAAUGGAAUAUUCUAUAAAUGGCGAAUUAUAUUAUUAUAUUAGCCAAUAGAGUUAUUUAUUUGAUGAAGAUUUAGCAAGAUUCUACUUUUCCCAAAUUUUGAAUGUUCUCGAGUUUUUACAUUCCAGUGGUUACUGUCAUAGAGAUAUAAAACCCGAGAAUAUACUUUUGGAUGAAUUUUUUAAUAUAAAAUUAGUGGAUUUUGGGAUGUCAUGUAAUUAGGAAAAUUAUAACGAAAAAAAUCUUAAUUAUUUUGUAGGAACAAAAAGCUAUGCUGCACCUGAAAUUAUACAUAAAAUUCCUUAUAAUGGAUUUAAGGUCGAUAUUUUUGCUUUAGGAGUGAUUUUGUUUUGUAUGGUGAGCGGAUUUCCACCUUAUUAUUAAAAAGCAGCGAUAAAUGAUCCUUAUUAUAAGUAUUUUGCGGAAAAUGAAAAAGAUUUAUAUUGGAAUGUUAUUUAAGCUAAAUUUAAUAAGUGUUACUCGAUAGAAUUUAUUUGCUUAAUUAAUGGAAUGCUUGAGUUUAAUCCAGAUGAAAGAUUUUCUUUAUAAGAUAUUUUUAAUGAUUAAUGGCUUUAGAAAGGAAAUCUAAUUUCGAAAGAUGAGGUUAUUAGAAGAAUGUAAAUAAUAAAAUAAAAUAUAAAUUUUUAAGGCGAUUUUUGA
Ichthyophthirius multifiliis is the source of this 825-nucleotide messenger RNA. RefSeq names its product protein kinase domain protein. The transcript has a single exon. Gene Ontology annotation, molecular function: protein serine/threonine kinase activity; ATP binding. Gene Ontology annotation, cellular component: cytoplasm; nucleus. The record is from RefSeq and is a predicted model, not a curated record. Gene Ontology annotation, biological process: protein phosphorylation; mitotic DNA damage checkpoint signaling. Lineage: Eukaryota; Ciliophora; Oligohymenophorea; Hymenostomatida.